Molecule: messenger RNA, 1914 nt
Organism: Anopheles maculipalpis
Lineage: Eukaryota; Metazoa; Arthropoda; Insecta; Diptera; Culicidae
Exons: 9
Coding region: 5-1912 (635 amino acids)
Source: RefSeq, a predicted model, not a curated record
CAGGAUGGAUGGAUCGGCCCUUUCUACCUUUUCGCGUGGCUCACGUUUAAGUCCGAAGCGAACCGCGAGUCAAACGAUGGCCGCAACAACGCUCGCCACAACGAACGAACCCAGCAACGGUAAGCCCGACCGUACCCGCGAAUCGUUGCCCAACGGUGGUGCGAUGGGAGGAGAGCGACGGGAGCGAAGGGAAACGACGGUACCGAACAGUCCACGCGAUUCACCGGCCGCAGCGAAUCGGAUCCGGACGUUUAUGGGCAAAACGCCGAGCGCUAUCAAGUCCAAGUUUCUGUCCGUGUUGGGCAACAGUACCGAAAUCAUUAACGGAAUCUCCAACAAGAUCGAUGCCGCCCUCAGUCUCACCUCGUCCUCCGAUACCGAAACUACGGCCAACCGCAACCAAAUGAAGGUGGACGAUAUGUUGAGACGAAAGUACGAGUCGUCCAACAUGAAACAUCCAGAUGAUGCCCGUGGUGAACAUCAAAUAGACUACGAGCUGCGUCGGGCGAAGGAGAGAAGAGCCCACGAGGAAGUCCUAUCGGGACGCUAUCGGAAUCCUGCCUUUUCGCAUUUAUUACCACCACCACCUCCACCUCCUCCACCACCUCCUGUUCCGAGCACGCCAUCACAACCGGUGCCAACAGCAACGACCACGGUCAAACCGACGACCACCAGCAGCAAAGAGAGCGAGGAGCGUGUUGCGGAUCGAGCACCCUCGCACAGUAUCAGUGCCGACUUUAGCCACAGCAACUACAGCCAGAACUCGUAUUCGCUCGAUUCCAAGUCGCCACAACCGUCCGCUGGUGGUGGACCCGAAGUCGGAGAACCGGCUCUAAAGAUGGCCAUCAACACCGUUCCCACUCCGGAUGGGUUUCCUUGGGGCAAAGACUUCCAUUACGGCCGAGAGCCACGGUUAGGUAUUCCAAGCAGUGCCUCCACCAGUGACAACGAAUCGUGUGCCUUCAGUGGUACGCUUGAGUCGUCCGAGCUAAAGAUGUGGAUACGGUCGGAGUCGGAAAACUCGGUACCAUCGUGGGCUUCGUCCAUCAGCCUGGACAGUCAGUCGGAGGAAGCGGUGCUGGACUUUAUGAAGCGAUUCGUGCGCAUUCUCUUCCACGAUAGCUCUAGCAUCACGCUGCAGCUAAAGUCAGACUUCGGACAGUACGCAAGGACGGAGACGGGAAGGCUAUGGUUUUCACGCCUGGUGAAUGCACAGCGCGCAAAAACGAAGCGUGUGGACGAGUCGACGUUCUACUCACUCAUCCAAUACUUUGCGAUCGUCCUGUUUGAGUGUGCCGAAAGCGAGGACUACUCUCCGGCCAAAACGCUUAUGAACAUGUGCUUUACCUUUUACCAUGAUAUCGAUGUGCCGGGCUGUGAUCCGUACCGGGAGUACCUGUACACUUAUCUGCGCGAUCAACCGAUCUGGCAAACGUUGCGCUUCUGGAAUGCGGCCUUCUUCGAUGCAUUGCAGAUGGAAAGAAAGCAUCGGCCGGUGCCUCCGACGGUUAAACAUUCGCCGAGUGCUCCAACGGCACAGGUAAAGCAUGCGGUUAAGGGCAGUACAACUCUCAACGCAGCAGACCCUUUUCUGGGGUGUACGGAAGACGGUACCACUAGUGCGACCACCCUUACUGUUCCGGAGAUGGAAAGAUCCUCCUCUACCAGUGCUUGUGAUCGUACAGAUCCAGCCGAACUGCAGGAGGACAAACAUUAUCAUCAGAAUCUUAGCUUCGGACAGUUAGGGAGCUUCACGUGCAAUAUGCAUGCAUUUGGACUUUCGCGAGAGUUGUGCAAUGAGUUCCUUGUGAAGCAGAGUGUAAUCGCGAACCUUUCAUCAGAGCAACAGAAACUUCUGCAAGAGAACGUCGAUCGUAUGUACCGCGAAACGGACCCCUGGAGAGAGAACUAAGA